UGUUGUUAAUCAUGAACCCUAGACUAUGUUAAUUGCAAAUUGCAAUCUACAAAUUUAGCUUAAAAUUCAUUCAGCAUCAGCUUGGGGCAAGAGAACUAAGCACGCUAAAGAGAGAAGAACAUGAAGAUCGUGCGUAGAGACCUGACGCGCAACGGACCUGGAAGUGUGAAGAUGAUUCCAGAAGAAGCAGAUGAUCUGUGGAUUGCUUAUAAUUUGAUUGUAGCGGGCGAUAGUGUAAUGGCCGUCACAGUCAGAAAGGUUAUGAGAGAAGCUGCUUCGGGAGGAAGAGAUGCUGAAAGAGUGAAACUGAAACUAGAAAUCAAUGUUGAGAGUGUCGAGUAUGAUAAAGAAGGAGCUGUCUUACGCAUACGUGGGAAGAAUUGUUUGGAGAAUGAGCAUGUCAAGAUAGGAGCAUUUCACACCCUAGAAAUUGAUGUCAACCGGGCUUUUGUAUUGAGGAAGGACAUCUGGGACUCGUUGGCACUGGAUGUUAUUCACCAGGCAUCUGAUCCUAACGCUAGCGCAGACCUGGCUGUUGUUCUGAUGCAAGAAGGUCUAUGUCAUAUUUUACUUAUUGGUAAAAGCAUUACAAUUACGCGUGCUCGUAUAGAGACUUCAAUACCGCGAAAGCAUGGACCUGCUGUUGCUGGAUAUGAUAAAGCCUUGACUAAGUUUUUCGAAAAUAUCUUACUGGCAUUUCUUAAGCAUGUGGAUUUUAAUGUCGUUCGCUGUGCUGUGAUUGCCAGUCCAGGAUUUACUAAGGACCAAUUUCAUAAGCACUUAAUGCUGGAAGCAGAGAGGAGGCAGCUGAGGUCUGUCAUUGAGAAUAAGUCCCGCAUUAUUCUCGUCCACACUACCUCUGGCUACAAGCAUAGCUUGAGAGAGGUUUUGGAUGCUCCUAAUGUCAUGAAUAUGAUAAAAGAUACAAAAGCUGCACAAGAGGUUCGAGGACUUAAGGAUUUCUUUUCCAUGCUUUCCAAUGAUCCUGAACGUGCAUGCUAUGGACCCAAACAUGUUGAAGUUGCCCAUGAGCGAAUGGCUAUCCAGACGCUUCUAAUAACCGAUGAGCUCUUCAGGAGUUCUGAUGUUGCAACAAGGAAAAAGUAUGUCAAUUUGGUUGACUCAAUCAAGGCUUCCGGAGGCACUGUUCACAUCUUCUCAUCGAUGCACGUUUCAGGAGAGCAACUAGCGCAGCUGACUGGUAUUGCUGCGAUUCUUCGUUUCCCACUGCCAGACCUAGACGACAUAGAAAUGUAACACAAGGUUGAAUCAGAGACGAUCAACUAGUUUGUGACUCUGUUUGUUGUAUACUAUAUUCUUUUUUUAGUUUUAUGCAUCGGUCUUUCUUGUAUAGAAUUGUGAGCAUUCUGAUUAUUAUAAAUUAUAGGCCUGAUGAUUGAAUUUCUUUCUUCGUGGUGAUGUGAGGAAUAAAAAUAAUGUUAAUUGUAGUUA
Molecule: messenger RNA, 1452 nt
Organism: Salvia splendens (bonfire salvia)
Lineage: Eukaryota; Viridiplantae; Streptophyta; Magnoliopsida; Lamiales; Lamiaceae
Product: protein PELOTA 1
Exons: 16
Coding region: 121-1257 (378 amino acids)
Biological process (GO): nuclear-transcribed mRNA catabolic process, non-stop decay; nonfunctional rRNA decay; RNA surveillance
Cellular component (GO): cytoplasm
Source: RefSeq, a predicted model, not a curated record